Messenger RNA from Leopardus geoffroyi (Geoffroy's cat), 1807 nucleotides. It is a transcript of the gene BET1, whose product is annotated as Bet1 golgi vesicular membrane trafficking protein. Gene Ontology annotation, cellular component: SNARE complex; Golgi trans cisterna. The record is from RefSeq and is a predicted model, not a curated record. Gene Ontology annotation, molecular function: SNAP receptor activity. Gene Ontology annotation, biological process: vesicle fusion with Golgi apparatus; endoplasmic reticulum to Golgi vesicle-mediated transport. The coding region runs from base 444 to 800 and encodes 118 amino acids. NCBI's taxonomy places the organism in Eukaryota, Metazoa, Chordata, Mammalia, Carnivora, Felidae. The transcript is spliced from 4 exons.
AACCAUCCUCUCAAGGUCUGAGAAGGGCAGAUCAACGGGGUUCAACUCGGUAGGCAACAAGCUGAGAGUAACGUCCAGGAAGCCGCGAGGCCAGCAGCAAAAACCCAGAUCUUGAGAACCUGACUCGGAGCCGCCGCAGCGCUCGCGCCUCUUCCGGAAGCCACGCCCACUCUAGGAGCCCGGUUCACGCCAGGCUCCUGUUUCACUACCUGUGUCGACGGUGAACUACAUUUCCCAGAACACCAUUCAAGCCGCCUCGCAGGGCAGUGAUAAGUGCCUGGGUGACGCCAUCAUCCGGCGCGCUGUUUAGCGUCCACUGAUGUCGUGGCGCUUUGGAGAAAGAACUUGGUGUUUCUUCGGGCCCUGGUUCUGAAGACGCCGUCCGGGGGGCCCGUGGCUCCUUUCUACCCACCCCUCCUGCUUUUUUUCCCUACUGUGGCAGGAUGAGGCGUGCAGGCCUGGGUGAAGGAGUACCUCCAGGCAACUAUGGGAACUAUGGGUAUGCUAACAGUGGGUACAGUGCCUGUGAAGAAGAAAAUGAGAGACUCACUGAAAGUCUGAGAAGCAAAGUAACUGCUAUAAAAUCUCUUUCCAUUGAAAUAGGCCAUGAGGUUAAACAUCAAAAUAAAUUAUUAGCUGAAAUGGAUUCACAGUUUGAUUCUACAACUGGAUUUCUAGGUAAAACUAUGGGAAAACUGAAGAUUUUAUCUAGAGGGAGCCAGACAAAGCUGUUGUGCUAUAUGAUGCUGUUUUCAUUGUUUGUCUUUUUUGUCAUUUAUUGGAUUAUUAAACUGAGGUGAUGCAAGUAAGUGUGAGUUUGGGAUUUGUUCCAACUUAACUGUUUGGAGUACCAUUUUGGUAAAAAAUCAUCAAAACAUUCCUAAUUUUCAAAUAUUAUGACUUUUUCCAUUGACGAUUACUGAAUUGUGCUUGUUUUAUAAAUCACAUUAGGUAAUACAGUACUCUUUGAAUACUGUUUCUUAGUGAUUAAUUUUUUGCCCCUAUUUUCAGGGGUACUGAGAUGGGCUGAAGUCAGUCUGGCCCUAAGAAUUUUUUUUCCUGUUGUUUGCCAUCAGAUUAAAUAGCCAUAUAAUACUCUGUUGUUAGCAUAAAUGUAGGUUUAUGUUCACGUGAAGAAGCUUAGUGGGAGAAUAACAGAAUGCCUGGAGAGCCUGAUGUUGAGCUCUUGAGGUAGUGAACAAGUUUGUGAUUGAAUGCUAUAUGUCUUUUCCCAAGUUGUUAUCAACCCUGAUAAUGUAUUCCCCUUUCUUCCUUCAUUUGGUUAAAAUUAUAGACUGAUUUCCUUUUACCUAAGUUUUCCUCAUAAUUUUUGAUGAUAUGACUUCUCGUUCUCCUCUGCCCAAGGACCUCAUCUUUUACUAAAGCUUGUUAUUUUGGCAUAUUUCUUGUAGGGCCCAAAACAAAUGUAUACUAGUUUAGUUGUUUUUUGUUAACUUUAUACAUACCAUUGACUUGGCUUAUAAUAAUUUUAUGAUUUUAGCUGCUUAGGUAGGCCAUUUGGUUAUAAUUUGUGAUAGAAUAAUGUGAAGCUAAAGUAAUUGCUAAGCUCCGAGUGGAAAUAAAAUUAACUGCCUCUGCUUUAUUAUGUGUUCAAAAUAGAUAUUGAAAGUACUCAGGCAUUGAACUUGGGGUUAAGAGUAUUGUUGCUUUAAUCCAGUAUGUAUGUUUGUGGAAAGGAAAACAAAGAUGGAUAGAAAGAAAUAUUAAAAUGUUCUUAAAUACUCUGUAUUGCUACUGUUUGGGAUUUGCCCAUUGAUGGGCUCUAAAAAUAAAAUUUUUAAUGAAA